Messenger RNA from Centruroides sculpturatus (bark scorpion), 1296 nucleotides. RefSeq lists its product as uncharacterized. The record is from RefSeq and is a predicted model, not a curated record. The transcript is spliced from 7 exons. Lineage: Eukaryota; Metazoa; Arthropoda; Arachnida; Scorpiones; Buthidae. The coding region runs from base 1 to 1296 and encodes 431 amino acids.
AUGAAGUACGAAAGAUUUCUUAAUUACUUCGUAAUUUUGACGCUUUUUUUGUGUUACGCGAAAUGCAACAAUACAGAUCUUGAGGACGUCGAUGAUUUCCAACAAACGUCGAUGAUGUUAGAAAAUGCGGAGAUGCGAAUCAAAACGGCUUUGAAGUCUGUCUUAAAGCGGAGUCUUCCUUAUCUGAUGAGAAUUUUCGAAGAAGUGAACGUAUCUUCACCUUGCACGAAGUCUUCCGUUCUCUUCCUGAAAGACUUGAUGAAACUAAAAGAGUGGCCACUUCGAAUGAUUGAUUCUUUUGGAAAAUUACCGGCAGGAAUGUUAGGAAUGACACAGUGGAUGUCAGGAGAUUAUGACCAGUGUUUGGACAUAGAAAUUCCUCAAGAUAAAAAACAGAUUACCGAUAAAGAAAAGGAACAGAUUCGAGGCAAAUACUGUGCCCUGACAAUUGGAAUGCAAGAAUCACUGAAACAUAUUGCAAAGUCGAUUCAUAAGUUGGAAAAUAAUUCAUUGAUUAAACUUGCAAAAGAGAUUAUUGUAAUGAUUGAUUCUUUUGGAAAAUUACCGGCAGGAAUGUUAGGAAUAACACUAUGGAUAUCGGGAGAUUAUGACCAGUGUUUGGACAUAAAAAUUCCUCAAAAUAAAAAAAAGAUUACCGAUAAAGCAAAGGAACAAGUUGGAGGCAAAUACUGUGCCCUGACAAUUGGAAUGCAAGAAUCACUGAAACCUGUUGCAAAGUCGUUUCAUAAGUUGGAAAAUAAUUCAUUGAUUAAACUAGUAAAAGAGAUUAUUAAACCAAUGAAGCUUGAAGACUUAUUUAAAAUAAACGUAGCCAAAAUGGUAAUGGGAAUACGUUUGGAUGUGUGCAUUCCGAGUACAUGUAGUAAUAAAGACUUAAAACACGUUGGGAAUUGGAUAUUCGGGACUGCUGUAGACUUUAAUGUCGGAUAUUGCAAAAUCAAAGAUGAACGCAUUGAAUAUAGUACCGGACAAUUGAUAUCGUUAAUUGUUCUCGGCAUAUUUAUCGCAUGGGUAGGAUUGGCAACGUUAACAGAAAUAUUAAUGAGACUUCAUAUUAUUCCUUUGAAGGCGAGUAAAGGUAAAUGUUUUGAGUAUGUUCUUGGAGCUUCACCUUAUAAAUCGCUACAUAAAUUAUAUUACACGAAUCUUGACGAAAGUACAAAUUCGAUGUGCGGUGUAAAAUUCCUUCUUGUAAAUAUUGUGGUGUUGGGACAUGUAUGCGUUGCAGGAUCAUUUUACCCCACAGUAGGAGGUAUUGUUAUGUUUUUAAUAUGA